Molecule: messenger RNA, 2727 nt
Organism: Solanum dulcamara
Lineage: Eukaryota; Viridiplantae; Streptophyta; Magnoliopsida; Solanales; Solanaceae
Product: calmodulin-binding protein 60 B-like
Exons: 8
Coding region: 305-2179 (624 amino acids)
Biological process (GO): regulation of salicylic acid biosynthetic process
Cellular component (GO): nucleus
Molecular function (GO): DNA-binding transcription factor activity; calmodulin binding; sequence-specific DNA binding
Source: RefSeq, a predicted model, not a curated record
GCCAAAAAGGAAAAAAGAGGCAGCCAUCAAAAUAGAAACAUUCAUAGGAAACUCCCUUGAACUUUCCCAGAAACCUCUCUUCAUCUUCUUUCAAUUUUUUCCCGCUUUCUACUUUUUCGCUCCUUUUUCUCUCUUUCUUUUGCCGUUGGAAUCUUCUUAUCCACUGGAAAAAAAAAGAAGAAGAAGUUCUGAGUCUAAGUAUACAAACAGUUGAAAAAUUAAAUUAAAAAAAGGAAAAAACUUUAGAUCAGAUCUGAUACAUAGAUUAUACUUGAAGAAGAGGAGUGUUUGUUAGUCAAAGAAAAUGCAGACAAGGUACAUGGAGAAACGCGCUUUGGAUCCAAGUAGUAAUGAGGAAGGUCAACCUGAUAGGAAACGACCUGCUCUUGCAAGUGUCAUUGUUGAAGCACUAAAGGUGGACAGUCUGCAGAAACUCUGCUCAUCACUGGAGCCAAUUCUUCGAAGAGUUGUUAGUGAAGAAGUGGAGCGUGCUUUGGCUAAACUUGGACCUGCUAAACUUAAUGCAAGGGUUUCACCAAAAAGAAUUGAAGGGCCUGAUGGGAGAAAUUUGCAGCUUCAGUUUCGGUCCAAACUGUCACUACCUCUCUUCACAGGAGGAAAAGUAGAAGGAGAGCAGGGUUCCGCAAUACAUAUUGUCUUGAUUGAUGGAAAUACGAACCAUGUUGUAACAUUAGGUCCCGAGUCCUCAGUUAAACUAGAUGUUGUUGUGCUUGAGGGAGAUUUUAACAACGAGGAUGAUGAUGGCUGGACUCAAGAAGAAUUUGAGUCUCAUAUAGUGAAGGAGCGUGAAGGCAAGAGGCCUCUUCUUACUGGAGAAUUGCAAGUGAUAUUGAAGGAAGGUGUUGGCACCCUUGGCGAGUUGACAUUUACUGACAACUCCAGCUGGAUCAGAAGCAGAAAGUUCAGGCUAGGCUUAAAGGUAGCAUCAGGUUUCUGUGAGGGAAUCCGCAUUCGUGAGGCAAAAACAGAUGCCUUCACUGUCAAGGAUCAUAGAGGAGAAUUGUACAAGAAACAUUAUCCACCUGCAUUAGAUGAUGAAGUUUGGAGAUUGGAAAAGAUAGGGAAAGAUGGAUCCUUCCACAAGAGGCUAAAUAAAGCUGGUAUACAUAAAGUGGAAGACUUUCUGCGACUUGUUGUGAGAGACUCGCAGAGGCUCCGAAAUAUCCUGGGAAGUGGAAUGUCAAAUAAGAUGUGGGAUGCUCUUGUGGACCAUGCAAAAACAUGUGUUCUAAGUGGGAAGCUUUAUGUCUACUAUCCUGAUGAUAUGAGAAAUGUCGGUGUUGUUUUUAAUAAUAUCUACGAGUUAUGUGGUUUAAUCUCUGGUGGACAGUAUCAUUCAAUGGAUUCUCUUUCAGACAAUCAGAAGAUAUAUGUGGAUACUUUAGUUAAGAAGGCGUAUGACAACUGGAUGCAUGUUGUUGAGUAUGAUGGAAAAUCUCUUCUAAGCCUGGGCCAGAAUAAAGCCGCAGUUUCGUCUCAAAAUGAUCUUACAAAUGGCUCUCAGAACCAUUCAAUUUCUUUUGAUCAACAAACUAAUCUACCAAGUCUUCCAGCUUCAAUUUCAUCAGAGCAGUCUGCUAUGAAUUCAGGACUGAACAUGGGAGGGUAUAAUGAUAGCCUUAGUAGCAGAUACACUAUGCAGCCUCAGAACAUGAAUCUAAAUGGCAACAUGCAGUUAAAUGGUGCUUCAUUUCCUCCUCAGAACCAUUUGUUAGGCACUUCACAACAAGCUCAGCCACAUGGUAGUCAUAGCAUGCUGGCCCUUCGCCCACCACAGCCAUCAAUGUCUAGCUAUUUUGCUGCUAGCACGCCUAAUCCUUAUAAGGGAGCUGAGGACUUCUUAACAGAGGAAGAGAUACGUAUGAGAAGUCAUGAGAUGCUCGAAAAUGAAGACAUGCAACAUCUGCUCCGUAUUUUCAGCAUGGGACAGGGUCAUGCUUCUUCUAGUGUUGCAGAAGAGAAUUACCAGUAUGGAUCAGCAUACAUGCCCAACAUGUCUUCUACCUUUGGUUUUGAUGAGGAACGUACACGUUCUUCUUCUUCAGGCAAGGCUGUUGUAGGGUGGCUCAAACUCAAAGCUGCCUUGAGAUGGGGUAUUUUCAUCAGGAAGAAAGCUGCCGAAAGAAGGGCACAAAUUGUUGAACUGGAUGACUCCUAGAUUUGAUUUUCCCCAUAGCAACCACUUGGAUAUUAUGUUUAAGGGCUUCCAUUAAGAAGCAUAUACUGCUCUUGGAAUUUGGUAUGACAAUCCAUAUGCAUCUGGUGCUGGUUUGGGCUCAAUCUGAACCUGGAAGCCUCUUAUAGUGUACAGUUAUGCCUGUCCAUGGAGAUUGCUCUCUCCAUUAACAGAAUAACAUAAGCUUAUGAUCGUAUUUCUCAGCAUAUUAUAUGCAGUUCAAAGACUCGAGCAGUUUUCAUGGCUCUAGCUGAAGAGAAAUUCCCAUGGUUUAGACCUGAUUUCUACUACUAGGGAUGGAUGGAAGUGACUUCAUUUGCCUUGUGCUAACUCAAGAUUAUAGCAUGUUUUUAUGUUUAUGUUGACUGAUGCUGUAAUUUCUAGUGUUUUGUUGUAAUGAGUUUAUCAAAGAAAACAUAAUAUUUGUCUCAUAGAAACAUUUGUUGUGAACAUAUCAUCAAAAUGUGAUGUGGAGGACCUUCAAAAUUUGUUGUAUUGAAUGAAUAAUCGUGUUUCGUUUUAACUUUAAA